UUGUUGAUGUGAAAAUGUGGAAAUUCUAUUGCGUACUCAUGGCAAUCCUGCAGCAGCAGCAGCAGCAGGCGCUGGCCAUUGUGGGCGCUGGACGGGAUCUGGUGUUGACACCGAAACAGGCGCUCCAGCAGCACGGGAAACGCAUCUACUACGAGGAGGAUGAGUCCACGCAAUCAACGCCAGUCCAGCGCAGCUGGGAGCGCACCCUGAAGCAUGUCACCUAUGUGACGCUCUUCACAGACGCCGCUAUGGGCGCCGCUGCCGGCAAACUGAGCCAGCUGCACGACUAUCACGACUUUCUGCAGACGCCCUACGUACCCGAUGCCGAGCAUGGCCAGCAGAGCCAGUCGCGCUUUGGCGACAUUGUCACGCUGGCCACCGGGCGGCUGGAGCAGCUGUCGUCGAACGGCAGCUACCGCUUUGUGGAGGGCCCCGCCAGUGACGGGCCGCAGGGCGGCACACCAGGCAGCCAGAUCCUGGCGCUGUGGCGGGUCCAGCGCAUUCGACAUCGCGAUAGCAUCACUCGGCAUUCCCCGCAGCGCUUCCACUACGAGCUGAAGUUCAGCGUCUCUCCGCUGGCCACGAGCACGGGCUGGCCGCCGCUACAGAACUACAUCCAGAAGGAAUCGGAUUAUCCGCAGAGCUUUGGCCGACACACAUACCAGGAAGCGCAGGGGCAGGCACUGGCCCAGCGGCGUCAGGAUCGUCAGCCGCAGGCGACAUUUGUGCGUGGCAUCUUCCAGGCACCGCCACCGCCGAAUCUCCUGAACAUCGGUGAGUAUCUGAAGGAGGAUGUAACGAAAGGUCCGCCCAAGCUAGAGCUGUUUCCGGGCCUCUUCAAUCUGGGCUUGCGUCCCAAUUUCAUUCCGGCCACCACGUAUCGACCCAGUUAUCCGGUCAAAUUUGGCGCACCCACUCCGCCGGAGCCGUAUGGGCUGCCCAACGAGCUGGGCGCCACUGAGCCGGCUGGGCCACCGCCCAAUCCGCCAGUCACCCAUCAUUUCCACCAUCAUUUCUAUAUGACGCCCAAUGGCUUGACGGAUGGCAACCCAUCUGGCCAGACGGAUCUCGCCUUCCGUCCGUCCAGCUUCGCUCCGGAACUGACAACCCUUGCCGCACCCACUAGCCCAUCACCAGCCUAUCACCAUCAUCAGCCACACUAUCAGCACGAUCCGCACGGUGGCUUUCAGCUGUCAGGGCACCGCGAAACAGCCUCGGCUGAGUCCCUGGAACCAGGCGAGGACGACCGUCCGGAUCAGGAACCGCAUCCGCUUGUGCGCGUACCACAGAGCUAUGCAGGCUACCAGCAGUCCUCCAAGUACCACUCAUCCAAGCUGUCGCCGCUGCUGAUCUAUGCAGGCGCCGCUGCCGACACGGAGGAGGAGCAAAAGUCCUUUGUGCAGAGCGAGCCGCUUGAAGAGACCGUCUAUCGCUACUCGGAGCCGGAUCCGCUCUAUGUGCACCAGCACCCGGUGGAUGUGCUGCACUUGGACACGCCACACAACUAUACAAACAAAGAGCCGCAACAGGACUCGGCACCGGCCCAGCUCGAGUCGAGCUCUGACAGCGGGGAGCAGACGCUACUUGAGCAAGAGGAAGAGGAGCAUCAGGAGCAGCAGGCGCUGCAGCACCAGCAGCAGCCCGAACAGCGACCCGCUGGCAGUCAAAAGCAGCACAAAUUGGCGACCACGCCUGCGGCAACAACAGCAGCCAGCACGACCACAGAGCGCCCAGCAAGCUCAUCCAUGGCGCCGACGCGAGCUGCACCCACGAGCCGAACCAGCUUCGUGUCCACCUCGACCAGCUUUACGCCGCUGCGUGCAUUGAGUCGCUAUCGAACGACGCCACGCAUCACCGCGGGCAGAUCGACAACGACAACAACAACAACCACCGAGCAGCCGGCAGUAGCCAAGUGGAAGCAGCGCCGCAAGGAAAAUGCCACCGGAGUGGACAGUAGAGCCAAGAGCAGUCACCGACACGAAUCUAAGGUGGCCUUUAUGCCACCAACCGCAUUCCCAACAACAGCAACGACAACUACAACUGCAGGAACAACAACAACAACAACAACAACAACAGCUAUGCCUGCAGUCAGCAACAGCAGCAGCACAGUGGCAUCGCCCGAGGGAGCUGGCGAAGUCAUUGAGGUGCUCACCCAGAAGUCGGUUAGCAAGUCCGUCAGCAUCAAGGUGGGCGAGAACGGCGAGGAGAUACCCAUCAUAGUGGACGACGAUGAGAACGAGGUGAAGCGCAGCUAGACAUGCCCAAAUGCGAAGAAUUCUACGUCUAAGAAAACUGGAAGCGGCUGAAUGGCUAAUCAAGGUCUAGGACUAGGAAGACCAGCACGCGAUUAUAGGUCGGGUAUACCCCA
Messenger RNA from Drosophila navojoa, 2368 nucleotides. RefSeq lists its product as uncharacterized. NCBI's taxonomy places the organism in Eukaryota, Metazoa, Arthropoda, Insecta, Diptera, Drosophilidae. The record is from RefSeq and is a predicted model, not a curated record.